[Candida] anglica is the source of this 513-nucleotide messenger RNA. Lineage: Eukaryota; Fungi; Ascomycota; Pichiomycetes; Serinales; Debaryomycetaceae. The record is from the annotation of a GenBank genome assembly.
AUGAGUGAAGUAAUUGAUUCAAAUCCAACAACGGAAAGACUUCCUAGACCGGUUGAAAGCGAAGAGGAACGCGCAGAAAGAUUGGCUAAGCAAGAGGAAAUUGAUAGUCGAUCAAUUUAUGUAGGGAAUGUCGAUUAUACAUCAACCCCUGAACAAUUGGAAUCAUUUUUCAAUAAAGCUGGAAUUAUUGAAAGAAUUACAAUUUUAUUUGACAAGUAUUCUGGAGCACCUAAAGGGUAUGCAUAUGUGGAAUUUGAUACAAAGGAAGGGGUAUCUAAGGCAAUUGUAGAAUUACAUGGUAAAGAAUUUCGCGGACGUGAAUUAAGAGUUACUCCCAAAAGAACAAAUUUACCAGGGUUCAGAGUAAGAGGGGGUACUAGAGGACGUGGACCAAGAGGAAGAGCGAGAGGACGUGGUCGUGGUGGUCGUGGUGGAAGAGGAAACCGAGGUUGGAGUUCUGGAAAUAAUGGAGGUGAUUCUAAUACUAAUGUUGAUACAUCCCUCGACAAUUAA